This is a messenger RNA of Pocillopora meandrina, 9054 nucleotides long. Lineage: Eukaryota; Metazoa; Cnidaria; Anthozoa; Scleractinia; Pocilloporidae. The record is from the annotation of a GenBank genome assembly.
AUGUUAUGUUGGGUGUACCCUACUGGUAAAGAUGGUCCUCUCUUCAAUUAUAAGAGAACCGGUAGUUGGGGUGUCCAUCUGUGGGUGGUGUAUGGACAGCUGUUCGUUCGAUACACUCACAGAAAUUACCAUUUCACUCCACAUUUGUUUGGCGGUAUUUUGCCAAUAAACCAGUGGAGUUAUGUCGGUUCUACAUAUGACUACAAUACUGGUAUUGCAAGAUUGUGGGUGGAUGGAAGACUCACCGCUCAAUCUAGUAUUGGAAAAGUCCACCUUUCCACUCAGAACGAAGUCCGGAUGGGUGUGAAAGACGGGGAUUUGCGGUACUUCCGAGGAAGAAUUGCUGUUAUGCAACUUUAUAACGUGGCUUUAACUGCAGAGCAGAUAAAUGCAGUGAAAAAGGUUGGCUUAGGUAAUUCCUUUAAAACUUUUUCAUAGUCUACAAUUAUAGGACUUUUGUUCACUUUCAACGUUAUUUUAAAUCACUUUUCAUAAACACCCACUACUUAAGAAAAAAAAGAGAAAUGAGUCAUUUCUUUUUGUAGCUGAUGCUUGCGAUGAAUUAAAACCCUGUCAGAAUGGGGCCACGUGCAGCACAUCUGGUGAUGGCUAUACAUGCUCCUGUGUUGAGGGAUUCCAAGGAACCAACUGUGAACACGGUCAGUGUACAUGACUAAAGUUACGCAUGACCGAGCAGACAUUCCCUCCAUUGCUCUCUUCUUCUGGACAGCCCUUCCGUGAAAAAUGAUUCUAAUUUUACAUGUUUUUUUUUAUAUGAGGUAUAGAUAUUGAUGAAUGCCAAACCUCAAACCCAUGCCAAAACGGCGGACAAUGCGAGAACACACAUGGAAGCUAUAAAUGCAAAUGCAAAUCUGGAUUUACGGGAAAAAAUUGCGAAACAGGUGGGUUAUCAACUAUAGACGAAAAAUAAACCGUUGGCUGUAGGUCUUGUCGAUCUUCGACCAAAUUCAGUAAUAAUAAUAAUGAUGAUAAUAAUAACAAUAAUGAUAAUGAUAAUAAUAACAACUUUCUAUAGCGAUUAUUAUCAGUAGCUUAUGGUGCUUUACAAUAUUAAAAACGGCGGACAAUGCGAGAACACACAUGGAAGCUAUAAAUGCAAAUGCAAAUCUGGAUUUACCGGAAAAAAACUGCGAAACAGGUUGGUUAUCAACCAUAGACGAAAUAUGCGCUGUUAGUUACAGUACUUGUUAUAUGCUUUCAUUAUCCAAAUCAGUGAAUUAACACUGAAGUUGUGUUGAUCUCGGAUUUUACCCUUUCUAAAAUUGAUUGAAGAGAUAUAAUUAGUUGUGACUUUCGUAAUAUUAGUUGGUUGUGUGAAGCCGUUACGCAAAGCGAGAAAGUUCAAGACUUAAGAAUCUUACUGGCUGUGGUAAAGAUUUAUUAGCGUGAUCUCUCGAAAGUCACGUUUUUUGAAUGCAAGGGCUGUUUAAGGAAAAGCCUCCAUUUGGGGCGAAAACAUGCACGUAUAUUUGUCCGCGGACAUUAUCUAUUCCGAGAUGUGAACAGUUUUUACGAGAUCGAAGCUCAAGCAAAACUUUGAGCUUCGAGGAACAAAUAACAUCCAAGGAUACAUAUUCGAGCAUUUGUUCUCGCCAAAUGGAGGCUAUUGAGUUUAUUAUCCUUCUGCAAUACGUUUGCAACGCGUGGGUAAAAUGUUUACGAACAAUGUAGUGUUUGCUGCCCGUGGGUAGAAUGUUUAUGAACAAUUUACUGUUUGCUGUCCGUGGGUAGAAUGUUUACGAACAAUGUAAUGUUUGCUGCGCAUGGGAUGACUUUUCAGUGUUGCCUAGUACCACUUUAUGAACAAACAAAAAUGUUCCUUCUCCGGUAACAAAAGCUAAACGCGCUCUCAUCUUGAAUUAAAUUUGAAACGAACACUUUUAUCGUAGUUGAUGUGAGGUUUGAAAAUUGGGGAAUAUCACUUGAGGUACAUCGUCAGAUAUUCAGUUUUAGCUAGGGCAUAUUUUCAGUGGAUGCGUUUAGACCAAUCGCAUAUAAGCGAGAAAUAUUUGAUAGAUUAUAUACAGUGAUUUGUAGCAGCUGAUGAAAUUUUAAAGAGCCUAGGCUUGUUUUAAAAAAUUCUCUCAAACUGAACGGUACAUUCCCACAUUUUGAACAAACUUAAGGUAAAGCGAAGUUUCAGUACGUAUCGGCGAAGAGUAAAAGGUGGCAGUUUCUACGAGAAAAAUGACUCGCUGUCAUUAUGUGAUCUAUAAACCAGACUGCGUGUCUCUGAUCCUUUAUGCGUGACUAGUUAGAAGCAAAGAAAAAAAAUAAAUUAAUGUUUUUGUUCUGAUGUUUUACCUUCCAGAUGUAAGUGGACAAGUUAUUGUACCAAAUCCUGUCGCCGUCUUUCCCCUGAACAGCAAGUAUCAAACAAGGGAAAUUAAAAGUCGAGUUCCCCAGGGAAAUCCUGUUGGCGUAUCUUUAGCUAAUGGGCCUGAUGGAAAGGCCGGCAGUUCGUACGCCUUCGCGGGCAGUGCCAGAAGUUACAUCGAGUUCCCAAAUAAUGGAGCAUUGGACGUUCAGUACUCUAUAACCAUGUUAUGUUGGGUGUACCCUACGGGUAAAGAUGGUCCUCUCUUCAAUUAUAAGAGAACCGGUAGUUGGGGUGUCCAUCUGUGGGUGGUGUAUGGACAGCUGUUCGUUCGAUACACUCACAGAAAUUACCAUUUCACUCCACAUUUGUUUGGCGGUAUUUUGCCAAUAAACCAGUGGAGUUAUGUCGGUUCUACAUAUGACUACAAUACUGGUAUUGCAAGAUUGUGGGUGGAUGGAAGACUCACCGCUCAAUCUAGUAUUGGAAAAGUCCACCUUUCCACUCAGAACGAAGUCCGGAUGGGUGUGAAAGACGGGGAUUUGCGGUACUUCCGAGGAAGAAUUGCUGUUAUGCAACUUUAUAACGUGGCUUUAACUGCAGAGCAGAUAAAUGCAGUGAAAAAGGUUGGCUUAGGUAAUUCCUUUAAAACUUUUUCAUAGUCUACAAUUAUAGGACUUUUGUUCACUUUCAACGUUAUUUUAAAUCACUUUUCAUAAACACCCACUACUUAAGAAAAAAAAGAGAAAUGAGUCAUUUCUUUUUGUAGCUGAUGCUUGCGAUGAAUUAAAACCCUGUCAGAAUGGGGCCACAUGCAGCACAUCUGGUGAUGGCUAUACAUGCUCCUGUGUUGAGGGAUUCCAAGGAACCAACUGUGAACAUGGUCAGUGUACAUGACUAAAGUUACGCAUGACCGAGCAGACAUUCCCUCCAUUGCUCUCUUCUUCUGAACCGCCCUUCCGUGAAAAAUGAUUUUAAUUUUACAUUUUUUUUUUAUAUGAAGUAUAGAUAUUGAUGAAUGCCAAACCUCAAACCCAUGCCAAAACGGUGGACAAUGCGAGAACAAACAUGGAAGCUAUAAAUGCAAAUGCAAAUCUGGAUUUACCGGAAAAAACUGCGAAACAGGUUGGUUAUCAACCAUAGACGAAAUAUGCGCUGUUAGUUACAGUACUUGUUAUAUGCUUUCAUUAUCCAAAUCAGUGAAUUAACACUGAGGUAACGUGUUGAUCUCGGAUUUUACCCUUUAUAAAAUUGAUUGAAGUGAUAUAUUUAGUUGUGACUUUCGUAAUAUUAGUUGGUUGUGUGAAGCCGUUACGCAAAGCGAGAAAGUUCAAGGCUUAAGAAUCUUACUGGCUGUGGCAAAGAUUUAUUAGCGUGAUCUCUCGAAAGUCACGUUUUUUGAAUGCAAGGACUGUUUAAGGAAAAGCCUCCAUUUGGGGCGAAAACAUGCACGAAUAUUUGUCCGUGGACAUUAUCUAUUCCGAGAUGUGAACAGUUUUUACGAGAUCGAAGCUCAAGCAAAACUUUGAGCUUCGAGGAACAAAUAACAUCCAAGGAUACAUAUUCGAGCAUUUGUUCUCGCCAAAUGGAGGCUAUUGAGUUUAUUAUCCUCCUGCAAUACUUUUGCAACGCGUGGGUAAAAUGUUUACGGACAAUUUACUGUUUGCUGCCCGUGAGUAAAAUGUAAUGUUUGCUGCGCGUGGGAUGACUUUUCAGUGUUGCCUGGUACCACUUUAUGAACAAACAAAAAUGUUCCUUCUCCGGUAACAAAAGCUAAACGCGCUCUCAUCUUGAAUUAAAUUUGAAACGAACACUUUUAUCGUAGUUGAUGUGAGGUUUGAAAAUUGGAGAAUAUCACUUGAGGUACAUCGUCAGAUAUUCAGUUUUAGCUAGGGCAUAUUCUCUCACUGGAUGCGUUUAGACCAAUCGCAUAUGAGCGAAAAAUAUUUGAUAGAUUAUAAAAAGAGAUAUGCAGCAGCUGAUAAAAUUAACAAGAACCUAGGUUUGUUUUAAAAAAUUAUCUCAAACUGAGCGGUAAAGUCCCACAUUUUGAACAAACUUAAGGGAAAGCGAAGUUUCAGUACGUAUCGGUGAGGAGAAAAGAUGGCAGUUUCUACGAGAAAAAUGACUUGCUGUCAUUAUGUGAUCUAUAAACCAGACUGCGUGUCCCCGAUCCUUUAUGCGUGACUAGUUAGAAGCAAAGAAAAAAUAUAAAUUAAUGUUUUUGUUCUGAUGAUCAACAGAACCGUAAUACCAAGGUAAAUUUUUCUUGUCGGGCUCAAUGAGUUAUUGUUCAAUGAUCUUUUCGACUGUGACUCGAGUAUUUUUCAAUAGUAUAUUUUCACCUUCGGCGAAAAGUAUGAAUUGUUAGACAUACUCCGUUCUUGAAGAUUCCCGGGAGUCGACUGUUCGUUGAAAUGUGUGAUUGAGCAAAAAUUCUCCCCGUCCCUCUCUCCUCUUGGACUGCCUUAUGCGCAUAAUGAUUUCAACUUUACAUGUUUUUUUUCCUUUGGGGUAGAUAUCAAUGAAUGCCAAACCUCAAAUCCAUGCAAAAAUAGCGGACUAUGCGAAAACACACAUGGAAGCUAUGAAUGCAAAUGCACGCUUGGAUUUACAGGAAGAAAUUGCGAAACAGGUGGGUUAUUGAUCAUAGACAUUACCUGAGUUUUUGCCGGGUUACAUUAUUUGUCAUAUGCCUACGUACUUUAAAUCAGUGAAUUAAUAGGUAACGUGUUGAUCUUAUCAUAGAAAAUUUCGACAGUACAGUUUUAAAAAUCGAUUCGAGUGACAUUCGAACCGGUGACCUUCGAUUAUCAAUUGAUUGCAUGAAUCUAUAAUUAAUUGCAUGAACAUUGGUGCCAUCUCAAGGAAGAAAUAUUUCUGGGGUUUAAAGUUAAUCCCGUGAUAUGGCAUGGUUGGUAGGAUCUGCAAUCACCCAAGCCUGUUCUUUUCCAUUUUUAAUUUCAAAGAACUGAACAGUAAACUCUCAAGUUGUGAGCAAGGUCAAAUAAUUUUAGGCUCUAAUUUUGCUGUUCGAGAACUGCAAAGAAAAAAAAAGGAUGUGAAAUAUUAGAUGUAUGACAGAAAAAAUAAAUGCUGGCCUGGGAAACAAGAUAUCAAGUUAGGACACGUGCAAACUUACUUUGAGGGGGAAUAACAGUCAGUAAAUGUGACUAAAACUACGCAUGACUAGGAAGAAAAUUUUUCCCCGCGCUCUCCCCUCUUAAAAGGUUUUUUUUUAUUUGGGGCAGAUAUUGAUGAAUGCCAGACCUCAAACCCAUGCCAAAAUGGCGGACAGUGCGAGAACACACAUGGAAGCUAUGAAUGCAAAUGCAAACCUGGAUUUACGGGAAAAAAUUGCGAAACAGGUGGGUUAUCAACUAUAGACGAAAAAUAAACCGUUGGCUGUAGGUCUUGUCGAUCUUCGACCAAAUUCAGUAAUAAUAAUAAUGAUGAUAAUAAUAACAAUAAUGAUAAUGAGAAUAAUAACAACUUUCUAUAGCGAUUAUUAUCAGUAGCUUAUGGUGCUUAACAAUAUUAUGGAAAACAAAAAUUAAAGAAAUUGGAGCAGGAAGAAAUUGAACGAUUCCAUUUUAUAACAACUCAGGAUUUUGAAAUAUACGAUAAAUACUUUAAUAAUAGUAUACAACUGCAAAACAACUAAGGUAAAGAUUUUUGAUAGGUGUUCUACAAAAACGAUGAAUUUCUAUUAACAAGAUACCUACGAAUAUGCGUGAUAAUGAUUUAAAUAAGUAAAUCAGUGAGUAAAUUGUUGACCGUAUCAUACAACCCCUAGAUUGAACUAUUUUAAAUCGAUUCAAGUUAUUUUCCAACUUGAGACUUUUGAGAUAUCACAUGGGUGCAUUGCGAAACUCUUGCCCAGAUAAAGCGAGAAAAGCCCCUGGGAAAGAGCCCUUCUAAUAUUCAAGAAUGUCCUUGGUUGUGGAAAAAAAAGAUUAAUCAGUCUUACCUCUAGGAAGAAACAUUUCUUAAAUUUGAGACUAAUGCCGUUAUAUUUAUUAGUUGAUAAGAUCUGCAGCCACUUAUGUCUGUUUUAACUUCUAAUUUUUAACUCGUGACACGCAAGUCUGUGAGUGCAAAACUCUGAAGAACCUUGCAAAGUUAUUGUGACGUAAGGAUGCGUGGCCUGCAGACCACAUAAUGUAGUCUAGAUAAGGCGCAACGACGUCAUUCUCCAGGUUACCAUUUUGGCAUCCCACGUAAAGGUUUUAAAAUUUACUUGCUGCAUUGCCGCAGUGUCGCCUCUAUACUUUCAAAAUAUCUUUUAUGAUUGUAAUAAUAUUCUGAAGCAUUGGAAGCUUUUAAAUGUCCUCCGUCGAUCCCUUCGCUAACUGAUGCGACAUUUCGCGUAAUUCUAAAAGAAACAUAAAUAUUUUGCAAUCUAAAAAACACUCACAGCAGUAAUUGAGUAAAGUUAACGGCAAUCAAGAAUACUAACAGAUUGGGUCACUGAAAUCUAACAGAUAUCGACGAAUGUUUGGAUGCGAAGGUGCCGUGUGCUAAUGGAGGAAUAUGUAUCGACGGAAUCAACAGCUACAAGUGCGACUGUGCGGAUGGAUACGUUGGAAAAUAUUGCGGUGAGAAGACAGUAGCCCUAUUAUACAUAAAAGUUAGGUACACGAGUUAAAUAUAGUAAACCAAAAACUUUAAAAAACGAAAAACAAAAAUUCUGCGUCAAAGACACAAGAAUGGAAUCUUUAAAAAUAAGCCAUCAUGGUGAUUAGAAUGAUUUAUAGCAACUAUUGCGGACAAACUUGAAAACGUCGGCCAGACAUUUUCAAGAUACUUAAGCUUGUUUCGAAGGAAAACAGAAAAACAGGAUAUUGUGAGAAGUUCCAUGGGGAAAAGAUUUAAGAUGACGCUUGGUACCUUUUAAAUGUGCUGUAAAAGUUUACCCUGACCCCGAGCCAGUUCUACGGAAGAGCCUAAUUUAUCGCACAGUAAAAAGAGCAAUUGUUAGCUAGGAUUCAUUGAUUCGGUAACUUCAACAGACCAGUGAAGAAAUAGUUACCACUUGUCAUCACUUUAAGUCAAAAUCUAAUGAUUGUGUCGUUUUAAUAACUGACAUACAUUGGAUGCGAAUUCAUAAAUUUUACCGGGUUUUUUUCCUCCUCAGUAAUUCUUUACCUCGUCUACCGAAAUCUAAAGUAAAUUAAAUACUUCAAGGUUAGAAGCUGGACUUCAUAACUUAUAUGACCUAAACACAUAUUACUUGGCCUCCAAGGAAAUUGUGUCUCUUCUAACUUCGCUGAUAAUGUUCAAUUUGUUUUAUUAAGAAUGGGAAAAGCAGGGAUGUUUUAAGGAGGUGAAAAAGAAAAGUAAAAAGGCCAUGAGAACCACAUUUGCAAAAUUCAAAAAGUACAAGAACAAUAUCCAAGGUGCGGUCGAGGCUUGUAUGAAAGCAGCUGAGGACAAAAAACUGGAGAUUUUUGGGAUUCGUGGGAGAUACAAGUGUGUGACAACCAAAGGCAAUGCUGAUUACAAGGUGCAUGGUGCAUCACCCAAAGGGUGCAAAGCGGACGGAGAUUACGCAGUUGGAGUAAAGAGCGCAAACUAUGUCUACAUUUUAACCAAAUAGCUGUAACAUGGAACUCGAUAAAACCUGGUGAGUUUAAUGCUGCUAUCUAGGAAAGCUUCUGUGUUAAAGUCAGAUGUAAACAAAAUGAAAAACUCAUCACGAGGAACUGAGUGAGGUGCGCAGAAAACAUCCUAACGUAACUCGAAAUGGUUUCGCUUCUCUAAACGUCAACAUAAGCGGAUCGAUACUUCCAUGCCCUCUCGCAUGUUCCUUUGCAACUUGUAUCAAAAAAAGAAGUCCAAAUUAUUUUUUAAGAAGUUAUUAUCAUUUUUUGACAUAAGAGGUCACCAUAGCAGUAAUCUCACUGUUCUACUUAAACACCCUUAUCUUUUGGCUUUAUCUUCAAAAAAACGGGUUCCGUAACCCCAUUUUAAAUUACUGACCUGCAGUAAGCAUGCCAACAUUCACUUCUCUGCAAAACUUGCACAAAUGGUUUAUACAGCACAAAGCAACCUUACUUUUAAUGAUUCUUAAUAAUUUGAUGAAAGUUUUUUGGGCAAGUACAUGCAUAAGAAAUUAUGGCAGUAUCGAUCCAGCAAAGAAAUGAUGGAUAAAAAAACAAGAAACCGUUGUGAGUCACAUGCAUUCAAAGAAUUAUUUAGGACCUUUAGCGGGAAACAAAGUCUAAUCGCUCUGACGAAGGGCUAACGCUCGAAACGUCAGCUUUUUUACCCUUUACGGUGGCUAAUUUACGUUUUCAACUCAGUUUUUAACACUAAAUUACCUGCUAUACUCUCCCACCAACGCAGCACCACAGUUUCUGAGCUGAACACGAGCUAAAUAUUCCAAACCUGAGAAACUUAUUUCACUUUCCAUGGCAUUAUUUGACUUAGGAUGUUGCUGCUCGCAUCGCAUUUUUACCAAAAAUUUGUAAGGUCUCCUGGAAGUUUUCCGGUCGGCUUCAUUUAUACUCCUGGAAGGUGAGAUAAGCGUCUUUAAGAUAGCUAGUUCUAUUCCUUGCGUUGACAUUCAGUUGUUUGUUUUCAUUUUUUACAGGCGUAUCUGUUGGUAAGAUGUCGUUUGAUCAGUUUGAGGAACAUGAAAGCAAAGUAACUGGAACUAGAGGAAUGUCUCUGCUAAACAUGAUAUUCAGUCCUAUUCAUAUACUGAUAGCCAU